UUUCCAAAUUUCCGGACUUUUUCUGACUUUGACCACCAGAAGACUUCGUCGCCGGACAGCCAGCGGAUUAUCGGAUCCGAGGGAUCUUGAUAUAGAUAUAGAUAUCGUUCCCACUUUCGUUCCGACGUAGAUUAGAGGAUGGGUCUGCUUUCGCUGCUGCGUAAACUGAGACCCAAUCCGGAAAAGGAGGCUCGCAUCCUGCUCCUGGGAUUGGACAAUGCGGGCAAGACGACGAUACUGAAGCAACUGGCCUCGGAGGACAUAACCACGGUGCGUAUGAGGGCCGUGAACUGGUUUCGUUUUCCCCAUAAAAUACGGAGUGAAACCCCGCAGGUAACGCCCACGGCCGGAUUUAACAUCAAGUCCGUGGCAGCCGAUGGUUUUAAGCUUAAUGUUUGGGAUAUCGGAGGUCAAUGGAAGAUUAGACCGUAUUGGAAGAACUACUUUGCUAACACUGAUGUGCUGAUCUACGUAAUUGACUGUACUGAUCGGACUCGACUUCCUGAAGCGGGCAGCGAACUGUUCGAGAUGCUGAUGGACAACCGGCUGAAACAGGUUCCCGUGCUGAUUUUCGCCAACAAACAGGACAUGCCGGAUGCCAUGAGUGCCUCCGAGGUGGCUGAGAAGAUGAGCUUGGUGCAAUUGCAGGGGCGGACCUGGGAAAUCAAGGCCUGCACCGCAGUGAAUGGCAUUGGCCUCAAGGAGGGCAUGGACUGGGUCUGCAAGAACAUGAAGAAGUAGCCCCAAUUAUCGUAAUAUUUGCCUGUUAAGUUUUCUCUAAGAUCUAAAUUACAAAUAUAUACGUAAUAUUAAUGUCACCUCAAUAUACCCUAAGGAUUUAAUCGCUUA
Messenger RNA from Drosophila elegans, 849 nucleotides. RefSeq names its product ADP-ribosylation factor-like protein 3. NCBI's taxonomy places the organism in Eukaryota, Metazoa, Arthropoda, Insecta, Diptera, Drosophilidae. Gene Ontology annotation, molecular function: GTP binding; GTPase activity. The coding region runs from base 139 to 741 and encodes 200 amino acids. The transcript is spliced from 3 exons. Gene Ontology annotation, cellular component: cytoplasm; microtubule cytoskeleton. The record is from RefSeq and is a predicted model, not a curated record. Gene Ontology annotation, biological process: cilium assembly.